AUGGAAAAGGAUCUUGUGGAGUUGCUCCAUGAGAACAAUUGUCCUCAAUAUAAGGGUCAGAAUGGAUGGUCCACCGAUGUUUGGAACAGAAUUACCCAGAAAUUCCAUGAGAAGCACCCGUAUGUGAGUUACACAAAGGGACAAAUACAAGACAAAGAAAAGGAGAUGAAAAGAGAAUACAAGAUGCUGAAGGAGGCUAGACAGCAGAGUGGGGUUUCAUGGAAUGAGAAACGAUGUAUGAUUGAAGCUGAUCAAGAGCUGUGGGACAACCUCAUCAUUUCAUUCCCUAAGAUUGGAAAGUUCCGUAGCAACAAGGCUUUUCCGCUUUUUGAUGCCUUGGGAGAGCUAUACGAUGGGCAGUUUGCAGAGGGAACUUACAACUUUACUUCCACUGAACCAACACAAGUGGAGUUCAAUCCCGAGGUCAGUUCUGUAGAGGCUACACAUUCCUAUCCUGAUGUAGAGACCACAAUGCAUGUUCUGGAUGAUACACAAGGAGGGAUGCAAGAGGUUAGUCUGCUGGACAACCUUGCUGGGAACAUUGCUAGGAACGAGGAGGCUCAACCCACGGUGUCUGCUGCACCAUCAACUAGCACUGAAAAUGAACCCAAGAAACGCCGGACAAUUGGAGAUGUUGCUGCUAUGAUGGAAAAAUACAUUGAGAUUAAGUCGAAGCAGAUCGAGAGUAAGCAGAUCGAGGCCGUGGAUGAGUACUCCAUCAAGAACUGUGUUGCUAGGCUGAACACAAUGGCGGUCUCACGAGAGGAGAAGGUCAAAGCCCUAAAAGUUUUUAAUAAUGCAGACAACCGUGAACUCUUCAUUUGCAUUGAUGCAGAUACUGCUCUGAUGUGGCUGCGAGAUGAAAUGGCUUAG
Lolium perenne is the source of this 873-nucleotide messenger RNA. RefSeq lists its product as uncharacterized. The record is from RefSeq and is a predicted model, not a curated record. NCBI's taxonomy places the organism in Eukaryota, Viridiplantae, Streptophyta, Magnoliopsida, Poales, Poaceae.